Molecule: messenger RNA, 2253 nt
Organism: Lodderomyces theae
Lineage: Eukaryota; Fungi; Ascomycota; Pichiomycetes; Serinales; Debaryomycetaceae
Exons: 2
Coding region: 1-2253 (750 amino acids)
Biological process (GO): long-chain fatty acid metabolic process
Cellular component (GO): membrane; endoplasmic reticulum
Molecular function (GO): long-chain fatty acid-CoA ligase activity
Source: RefSeq, a predicted model, not a curated record
AUGCGUGGCAUUGGUGUUGAAGACUCUGGUGGGGUUACAAGUAGGCACUGCAGUAAAGUCACCAUUGUGACUUUCGAUUGUAUUUUGAACAUGGCAGCCUUGUUCAAAGAGAAACCAGAACAUAUUUGGAACACCAUCUCAGAAGACUUUCCUUUGAACCCAAGUUUGAGAGAUAGAGCUGUCCCACUUGCAGGUUCGAAAGUGCCAGGAUAUUCACCAAUUUAUAGAAACGUCUACUCCCAAAAAGAGUUGAAGUCGGUUCCCUAUCCUGGCAUCACAACUUUGUAUGAUACUUUUGAGCUUUGUGCUGCCAAUAAUGGAGACAAACCAGCUUUUGGUCAUAGAGUUCAAAAAGAGGAUGGUAAGUUUGGUGAGUAUGUUUGGCAAGACUACAAUACUGUGCAAAAGAGGAGAAACAAUUUGGGAUCAGGUUUGUUUUUCGUUUUGGAAAACAAUCCAUACAAGACUGAUAGUGAAGCACACAAGAAGUUGAAGUAUGACCCUUUGAGCGACGAAUCUUUUGUGUUGACCAUGUUUUCUCACAACAGACCAGAAUGGGCGCUUGCUGAUUUGAUGUCGGCUGCAUAUUCCAUCACAAAUACCGCUUUGUAUGAUACGUUGGGACCUGACACGAGUAAGUACAUCUUGAACCUUACUGAGUGUCCAGUUGUUCUAUGCUCAAAAGACAAGGUCAAAGUUUUGGUUGAGUUGAAAGAAAAGAACCCAGAAGCGUUGAGCAAUUUGAUUUGUAUUGUUUCUAUGGACGAUUUGACCACUGAUGAUGCACCGUUGAAGAACUAUUGUCAUGACCACAACAUCUCAUUGUUUGACUACAAACAAGUUGAGAAGCUUGGAGAGAUCAAUCCAUUAGAUCCGAUUCCUCCAAAACCAGAAACCACAUUCACAAUCACUUUCACUUCUGGUACUACUGGAGCAAACCCCAAAGGUGUGCUUUUGACCCACGAAAAUGCAGUUGCUGGAGUCACCUUUAGUCUCUCUGCGAUUCCAUUACCCAAACUUUACCCCACUUUUUAUUCAUUCUUGCCGUUAGCGCAUAUUUAUGAACGGCUAAAUCUUCACUUUGCUACAGCUCUUGGUGCCGCAAUUGGAUAUCCUCAAGGUCGCUCGCCAUUGACUUUGUUGGAAGAUGUUCAAGUCUUGCAGCCAGACAUUUUGUCCCUAGUGCCUAGGGUUUUGACCAAAUUGGAAGCUGGUAUCAAGGCGCAAACUAUCAACAAUGACGAAAACCCAAUUUUGAAGAGCUUGUUCACCAAGGCCAUUAACGCCAAGAUGGAAUUGAUAACAAAUCCUGCUAAUGAAAACACCAAUCCAUCACAUUUGUUGUACGAUAGAGUGUUGGGUUUGUUGCGCAAAAAAAUGGGGAUGGGCAAACUUGUAGGAUUCGUGACGGGUGCAGCACCAAUCAGUCCUGAAACUGUGAAAUUCUUGAAGGCGUCAUUGAAUUGUGGGUUAGGCCAAGGGUAUGGUAUGAGUGAGACUUUUUCCGGUAUAAUGGCCAGCUCUAUUCAUGAAACGGAAGCAAGCUCGUGUGGUCCGGUUUGUAUUACUACUGAGGUGAAGACGAGAGAUUUACCGGAAAUGGGAUACACUUCAAAAGAUGAAGGCGGACCACGAGGCGAGUUACUAGUUCGUGGGCCACAGAUUUUCCGUGAAUACUACAAGAAUCCAGAAGAGACUGCCAAAAGUUUUGACGAGGAGGGAUGGUUCCACACUGGUGAUGUUGCUCGUAUAGACGCGAGAACUGGGCGUACUUGGAUCAUUGAUAGGGUCAAGAACUUUUUCAAAUUGGCUCAAGGUGAGUAUGUUACACCGGAAAGGAUUGAAAACACGUAUUUGAGCUGUUUCCCAUACCUUGCGCAAAUGUUUGUUCAUGGAGAUUCCUUACGCACGCACUUGGUUGGUGUUGUGGGAGUUGACCCAGUUUCCAUUACUCUGUACAUCAAGGGCAGACACAAUGAGACCAUUAAUGACCCAGCUGAUUUGGUGAGAUUUUUUGGUGAUCCCCAACGCAAGCGCCAAUUGUUGAUUGAUAUGAAUGCUUCUCUCGGUGACAAGUUGCAAGGUUUUGAAAAGUUGCACAAUAUUGAAGUUGAUAUUGAGCCGUUGUCUUUGGAGAAGAAUUUGAUCACUCCCACCAUGAAGAUCAAGAGACCAGUUUGUACCAAAUAUUUCAAGCAGACUUUGGACAAGUUGUAUGAGGAAGGCUCGCUUAUCAAGGGUGACAAAUUAUAG